AUGGACACCCAGGCCAAGCCAGAGAAGGUCAAGCGAGGCUACAGAGCAUGCAGGAAAGCGAAAUGCGACUUGGGCGACAUCGACGCACCCUCGUCCCCUCCCUGCUCCCGAUGCAAGCGAGAGUCUCGAGAAUGUGUGUUCGCGCCCUCUCGCCGUGGUGGGAACAAUCGAAAGAGAGAGACCAAGGAGUCGUCAGAAGAGCAAUCCAUUUCGUACCCACCACACACCUCGCCCACCCCCUCGCCCAAACGACGUCGGCUUCACCUCAAUCCUCCUCUUCACGAUGCCGAUCCAAGCAGCAUAGUAGUCGCGGACAUGCAGAACGAAUCUGACGCUUUACAGAUCCUCGCCCUAGCUAGCGGCCAAGCGGCAACCAAAGAGAGCAUAGUCGGCGGUCGAGGUAAGCGAAACCAGGAAAUCUACAUGCACGAGAAGAGCGGCCAAGCGACCACUGUCAACAACAUCUCGGAUUUUAAACGGUUCUACGAACGCAGAAGGAGUGAUCAAGCACCUGUUUUAGAAAAUUUCCCAUUGAUAAAACUUGGCGUACUCUCCGCCGAACAGGCGAUAAGACUGGUUGAUCGAUACUUCCGAUACUACCACCAUCUGACAUCGCUUAGACGAUACUCCAGGAUCUCGAGAGAUUCACGACAAGGCUUGGGCCAUAAUGAGAAUGUUCAAUCGCUUGGUGCUCCUCCCACCAUCGGUCUCGUAGAAUCUCUUCUGCUCCUAGCGGAAAACCUACCACGCAGUCCCCCUCUAGUCACCCCCAUCGAGCUCAACCCCACCGGUGCUCGGGAAGAGCCCCACGGGGAUGAGAACCGUCAAGGUUGGCAACUGAUCGGGCUCGCUGUGCGAAGUGCGUAUGAGCUAGGUCUAGAUAAAAUGGCCUUGCGAAUAUUAUCAGACUCGGAAAGGACUCUCGAGAUAGAAAGGGCUCGGGUGGCUUGGACAUACCGACACGUGUCGAUCCGUCUCGGCAAAGGUUUUUGGGCUCGAGGCGCCGCUGUCUGCUUCCAAGGCUUCUCAUCCUCGGCUCAGAGCGGCCCAUCCGCGGGAUUCGGCAACUUCCCUUUCCUCCGUGGAAUCCCAGAUGAUCAGGAACACCCGCAGGAAGAUUACGGGAAUCUGAUUCAGGCUUACCUAGAAUUAACCCAACUAAUGAGCAAUGCGCAUGACACGCUGUAUCCAAAUGCAGCCAGAACGAGAUCUCUUGUCAUCCACGGCGAAUACUUCAAAUAUCUUGAUGAGCAAGCGCACGUCGAAAGAGCAACGAUCCGAGCCGAGGAAGAAUAUCGAACCAAAACCACCACUUCCCUCAAGCUCAGCCUUUUCCCCAGAGGCGCAGCACAAUCACCAGAUGCCAGAUACAUCUUCCAUAUGUGCGAUGCCGCUCGAGAGAUUUUGACGAUCUGCGUGGACAAACUUCACCCGGGCGGGGCAUUGCCUUAUCUCCCCACUCGCCAUGUGCUAUGGUUCACCUACGCUGCGAUCGUGCUUCUCAAAGCUCUUUAUUCUGGAGCAAUGCUUCGUGGAGAUCACCAAAAAACCUUCAACCUCAUCGACAAAUUGUGCCACUGCCUCAGCCAAACAUCCGUCGAUCCAAACUACCCUGCUGUCAGGUAUGGCCGUCAACUCGAAUCCCUGCGCAAGAAACUCGCUGUGUUAUCAGACGCGAAUACCACGCCCAAUACCUUGCCGGAUUCACGGGUCAAUCACGAUUGGGAUGGAAGCGAAUUAUAUAGAGAUUCUACUUAUCAGCCCAUGCCACCGAUGCACGAUUGGGGUAAUGCUCCCCCCACCAACACCGCUCCGUACGCCCAACAACCUAUGUCUGACAUUGGCUCCGGUUCAUACCAAGGAGUCGAGGCUGGAUUUGGCUUGGCAUCCACGUAUGGUCCUACGGAUAACUUGUUUGGAUUUAUAUCUAAUUGGCAAGGCGACGGCAUGCCUCAGGCUGUGGGAGAGACAGGCGAAAUGGAUUUAGGAGAUUUUUGGGUGCAGGCUCAGGGCGGUUUCCCAUUCCGUUGA
Molecule: messenger RNA, 2031 nt
Organism: Kwoniella mangroviensis CBS 8507
Lineage: Eukaryota; Fungi; Basidiomycota; Tremellomycetes; Tremellales; Cryptococcaceae
Exons: 11
Coding region: 1-2031 (676 amino acids)
Biological process (GO): regulation of DNA-templated transcription
Cellular component (GO): nucleus
Molecular function (GO): DNA-binding transcription factor activity, RNA polymerase II-specific; zinc ion binding
Source: RefSeq, a predicted model, not a curated record